GUAGUGUACGCAGCUUCGUCGUGAGUCACGACAAGCACCAUUUUGAACAUAAACGUCGCGCGUCUUAUUUUCUAUAAAAAUUGUAUUGUUUUGUUUUUAUUGUGCGUGUGGUUUAUUAUAUUGUGUUAGUUAAAGUUAAAGAGCUUAUAACAUGGACAAAAGUGCAAGCAACCGUAGUGGCAGCAGUCAAAAGGAUCAGAACUCUUUGGGCAUUCUAAGCAUGGAUAAUCUGAAAGUUUUCGGCGAUUUGUCCAUGAUGUCCAGUUUAUCCAGAAAUAAUAGCGCAAAUACAAGUAGGAAUAAAUCGGAUGUCAAUGAACGCCUCAAGGCGGGACGCCUCAAGGCGCUGGAGACACUCGAAAAACCGCGAUCGCGAUCUAGUUAUUUCUCGUCAUCCGAUGUUGAAAGAAAACAACAAGCACCUAGACACGGAACGAGUCGUGUGAGUAGCGCUCCCAGCGUUAGCAAUUUCACAAAUAUAUCGGAUUUGAUUACGGAGGAAACGAUCGAUCUCAACUCGAGUGGUUCUGUUCUAAUGCCCACGCCAGCACCAAAGGCUGCGCAAGUGUUCUUUGAACCAGGCGAGAUUACAGGACGCUCAACUCUGUGCAAGAAUGACUCAAGGGCCAGCAAACAGAGCAGACAAGUCUCGGUGGCCGACAUACUAAAGUCAUCCUUUGUGGAGAAGGCACGUGUGCAGUUUGCCAAGCGGCUGGAGGAUGAUGUAUCCAGCCAUGAGCAGUCCAGGAACAGCACCAGCGCCAGUACAAUCAGUGAUUCAUUCAACUACUCGCGUAGCUUGCCACGCACCGCGGACUUGAGUAACUCGAGUUUGAAUGGCGGCGGCGGCUUUUCAUUUGGCUCGGCAACUGGACAAGGAUUCGAUGAGAGUUUUGCGCCUGCCGAGUUGAUGCAGUCCAAGUUAGUGAAUGGUGAAAUAUCAUGGGCACAGGAGUUUGCAGCUGUGCCAACGGCCACGCUGAGCAAGCAGGCAUUGCAGAAGAUUGCGGCUCCACCGCAAACACCAGAGAUAGAAAACUCUGUGUCCAAUUCUGUUCUGGCAGGUGAUCCCGACUUUUCGCUGGGAAACUAUUUCCAAAUGCGUUCGGACAGCAUUUCCAACAUUGUUGGCAACGACGAACGUGAUGAGCUGCAUUCAGCUCUGGGCCAGCUGGCACCAUCACCACAAACACCAAUAAGCAGUGAUGUCGAGACAACGCCACAUGUGGACAAUAAGACUUAUACAAAGGCGGAGAGUGCCAAGAUGGAGCGCAAUCUUAUGAAGAAAAUGCAGCAGGAUAAGUUUAACAAAGCACUGCAAGUGGAGGCCAAGAAGAAGCCGCCAACAAGCUCGGAACUGUUAAGCUUGUCGGCUAUAGAUGAAGCACUACGCAAUAUGGAGCUGAAUUCCGAUACUUCAGUGGGCGAUGUAGUAAACAAGUUUCGCCUACAUGGCGCCGAUGACGAGAAUAAGGAGAAUGACAGUACGCUGUGCAAGUCCAAGUCUAAGCUCACGGACACAAUGAGCUUCACAGACUCCUUGCUAAACACGACCGAUUUUAAGCAAUUUCAGGACAGCAUUGUGGCGCCCAAGAAACGACAACCUUUAAGUCCGCUGGCGGACUUUAAUGCACCCAGCAUAUUGGUGACGGCCAGCGAUGGACACGAUGCUGACAUUGAUGAAUGGCCCUCGACGCCUGUGAAGUCACCUGGACGUCGUGUGCGGCACACCAAGUCACCGAACUCGCAGCGAGCCGUGAGUCCAACUAGCAGUGAUGGCGUGCACACAUUACCGCCUACAGAUGAGGAGGACGAGGACAAAACGCCCGUCAAUAAGAAGCAUAGUCUUACUGUGGGCACUGUGCGCAGCUCACAGAAUUCAUUUAGCUCAACACGUCUUGAUGGCUGCGAUGCUUUGCCAUCGUCCACGGAAUGCGACUUUGGCAUUUCGCCUAAUCUCGUGAAGAGCGUGCGCAAUGUGUCACCACUGUCUUCGCCACGAAGCUGUCUGUCGUCGCCCCUAUUGGACAGUACAACAAGUUCGGAUCGUCGCAUGCUCUCGGGCGCUGGAGCUUCGAGCAUGGCACGUCGUGCCAACUCUUCACCGGCGGCUAGCGAAGCAAGCUCCACAAGCGGUUUUAGCUCGGUGCGUAAAGUGACAAAUGGUACCCAAAUGAGUGCCUUGCCGCGCAGUAUGUCACGCUCCUCCAACUCGAGUGAGUUUAGUCAUCGUGAUGGCAAAAUCUUGCCCUUGAAGGUGACACACACUAGCUUGUGCUGGGGCAGCACCAAGUUGCGCACAGAUGUGCGCAAGUCCAUGCAGAUUAAAAACACUUCAGAUAAGCGGCUGGUCAUACGUCUCAGCAUACAGGGACCUGGAUUCCAAUUGGUGGGCAGCGAUAGCAACACCAUCACCUUGCAGUCGAUGGAGUGUCGCAGCAUCUGUAUUAGCUUUUGUCCAACUGUGAGCGGCGCAGCAAUUGGAGCACUUUCCUUCUAUGCGCCCAACGGCGCCAACAAUUGCCAGCAGCCAAGCAUGGAAAUACCGCUGUAUGGCUACGGAGGCAAUGCAUCCAUCACCGUACAGGGAUUGCUCAAGGGACCGGUUGGCGCCAGCUUCUUGACCGUGGGAAAUGUGCGAGAUUUGGCCUUUGGUCCUCUGACUGCCUGCUUUAAAUUCUACAACAAAGGACCGUUGACAGCGUUUGCGGGCAUCACUGUUGAUUCGACAGUCUUGCUGAAGCCGCGUCUUAAUGCGGCAUUUGAGGUGCGGCCAAGCAAGAUUAUUUUGCCGCCACGCAGCGAAGCUGUGGUACAGAUUGUUUUCCAUCCGAAUCGAGAGGAUGUCAAGAACAUACUAAAGAAGACAUCGCAGGUCUUGACGCUGGCGAACAUGCGCAUAUUUUGCGGCGAUGAACCCAACAGACAACGCAUGCGUUCAUUGGUACAGCGCAUGACUGGCGAGCAACGGGAACAAAUGACUUCAUCGAUGCUGGACAAUAUUUGGAGCACUUUCCCCGAUGAGCAACCGAUACGCAGCAUUAGCCUGUUGAAUGAGCCACCCGAAUUAAUACUGGAUCUGGUCACAGUUGUGCGCAUUAUCGAUGUGGCACUGACACUUAAUCGUGACUUUGAUGAAUCCGCUGAGUACUCACAUCUUUGUUUGCCCGAUGCGGAAGAAACUGUACUCUUUCGUACAGUUUGUGCAGCCAAUUCACCGACGCCCAGCAAUAUGAUGGAACCGAUUGAUGAACUGCAUGAGGCAGACACUACUUCGGCCAUUGAUCAACAGCCCAUGGAGCGUAAUUGGUCAGUGCAACCCGAGAAAAUUGCAUUUGAUUUCACUGGCGGCAGCCAUGCAAUUGAAGGCAAAAAGUUCUAUGUGAAGAACAGUUUCAGAUCGCGACAAUUUAUUGAGAUUAGCUGCAAUGUGCCUGAUUUGCUGCAGAUUACUCCCAGAGAAUCGUACAUUGCACCCGAUGGCGGCCAAGUGGAGGUUACAGUGCAUCCAUUGCGAACGCCAAGACGUGAAAUGCAGCAAAAAGAUUUCCAGGCCAUCAUAGAGGUGGCCAUGGAAAAUGAACGCAUUAAUGUGCCCAUUACUUUUAAAGCUUAAGUUUAUAUAUUUUUAUUGAGUAGUACUGUAUUAGUAAUUCGCUUAAUUUCAUAUCAUGUUUAUUAUAGUUGUAAUUCCCUUAUUCAUUCUGUUUGUCAAUUAAAUAUAUUUUACUUCA
Messenger RNA from Drosophila nasuta, 3734 nucleotides. It is a transcript of the gene spd-2, whose product is annotated as centrosome assembly protein spindle defective 2. NCBI's taxonomy places the organism in Eukaryota, Metazoa, Arthropoda, Insecta, Diptera, Drosophilidae. Bases 152 to 3616 code for a protein of 1154 amino acids. The transcript is spliced from 5 exons. The record is from RefSeq and is a predicted model, not a curated record.